AUGGAACCAAUACCUUUUAAGACGGUUCAUUUGGAUCAUCUUAGUCCAUUCCCAAAAAGUAAAAAACAAAACGAGCAUAUAUUAGUUUUUGUGGACUCAUUUACGAAGUUCACAAUUGUGAGAGCUGUAAGAAGCACAGCAACACGACAUGUUAUUGGAUUACUAAAUGAGGUGAGCAGCUACUUUGGUGUACCAGCGAGAAUAGUGACCGAUCGAGGGACAGCGUUUACGUCUAACGAUUUCCAGAAAUACUGUAAAGAUAACGACAUUAAACAUAUACUUAAUGCCAUACGAACACCACGAGCGAAUGGUCAUGCAGAAAGAGCUAAUCGUACGAUCAUGAGUAUGUUACUUCCGUCCACAAGCGAGAACAAAUGUUGGGAUGAAGAAGUACGAGCUAUACAAUGGACGUUGAAUUCUACAAAGAACAAAACUACAGGUCGAUCACCACAAGAACUAUUAUUUAACUUCAAGCCAAGAGAUAUAUUACAAAAUAAACUUAUACUAGCGCUACAUAAAGAUGAAAUCAUAACAAACGAAGAACUCCAGGAUGUACAACGAGAAGCAGCAGAACGAGCGAAUCAACAAAGAAGAAAAGCAAAGAUAAGGUUCGACGAAAAGCAUGGUCGACCAAUACGCUAUACUGUAGGUGACUUAGUACUUACAGAAAAUGAGCCUGUUAGUACGGGAAGUUCACGCAAAUUAGAACCUCCGUACAAAGGGCCAUUUAUCAUAACAAAAGUAAUAGGUAAUGACCGAUAUUUAAUCGAAGAUGUGCCAGGUUCAAGUCGUAAACAGCGGCACUACUCCUCGAUACACGCAGCUGACAAACUAAAACCAUGGUGUAUCCUUCCGAAUUUUGACGGUUUCAAUGAUGGCGGCGAUGGAUCCGAGGUCGUAUCCAGUGAUCAGGAUUGA
This is a messenger RNA of Anastrepha ludens (Mexican fruit fly), 918 nucleotides long. RefSeq lists its product as uncharacterized. The record is from RefSeq and is a predicted model, not a curated record. The coding region runs from base 1 to 918 and encodes 305 amino acids. NCBI's taxonomy places the organism in Eukaryota, Metazoa, Arthropoda, Insecta, Diptera, Tephritidae. Gene Ontology annotation, molecular function: nucleic acid binding. The transcript has a single exon. Gene Ontology annotation, biological process: DNA integration.